AUGCUACAGCAAGCAAUUAAGAACCCAUCGUUCUCGAAUUGGGCCGGACCCGAAGGUGCCGCUUCCACAAAAAGUAGCGAUGGUAUCAGUGCCAUCCAAACGGCGCCCAGUGGACGCCCAUAUGGGUUCUGGUAUAAUGAUUCCGGUCGUCUAGUCCCAGGCCAUGGCACCCUUUUCCCUGAUGGUUAUCAGCUUGACUCCUCGGUCCGGGAGAAUUUUUGGGUUUGCCCCAUCCGCUCCUGCCGGCGACUGCGUGUCUACAUGAAAGGCUUGGGAAAGCACUUCAGUGAUAAACAUGCAUCUUGCCUCCUGAAUGACGACGGGAACGGAACAUUUUCCGUGGUCGGUAAGCAUGCAGGGAAGCGAGAUGCCAUUGUGGUCUCAAGGAAUCCGCCGAAACCUGGGCAAGGGCCAAUGGCAAUACCUCGACUUACUGCCAACCGAGUCGGUAGCGCAAUAACCCAAGGAGAUGGCCAAACUAGCCACGAGCCCGAGCAACAACUAACGAGUCAGCCUCAUCCAACCCAUCCACAGGGGGGAAGCGAGGAUGAGACUUGGUCGGACAUGGAAAUGACUGACGCCGGGCCUCUUCCGCUGAUCGCUGGAUCUGAUAACGAGGUAUCGACGGUGGAGGUACCGGCGGUGGAUAGUAGUCCUCUGGGUCCUCGAAACGACUCUCGGCGCAAACUAAUGCUUAACACACCAGACGAGAACACGUGCGGAGUGCCCAUUCCAGAUGGCUACAAGACCUGGGCCGCUCCUAAUUUUGAGUGGCUCUGCCCUAUUCGAUCCUGUCGGUCGGGCCAUCACAAUCGGCCUGGACUGGGGAUUCACUUCGGUAGAAAGCAUCGUGGCGAGCUUCUCAACGACAACCUCGACGGAACACUAUCUAGGAUUGAAGCCAAAGGUUCGAUGCGGUUUUUGGUCGCCAAGCACGAACCUGGCACCGUGGUCUCACAACGGCCCGGCCUAGGGCUAUCCACGGGCCCUCCGGAUCCGGAGCCACAGUGGCCUGAGGACCCUGGCCCAGUGUCGACAGUGACUCUGUCGGCCAAUGCCUCUGAAAUAUGGGAAUAUAUUCGGCCUUACCUUUCAAAAUUCAAAGUGUGUCCCAAUUCGGGGUGGGUGCCUGAGCUCAUCAGCCUCCCGAGGGUGCGCGACAUGGGCUGGAAUGAGGGUUGGAUUCUGAAGAACGGCUUCCGCGACGCGAAGGCGCUGGAUAUUUCGACACUAAUAAUUCAAGUCACUGGCGAGCGCCCACCCAAUCCAUGUUCCCGGUGCCGGAAAGGCGACAAAGGGCCGUACGGAGAGUGCAUUGUCAUAUCAAGAGCGGCCGAUCCUCGGGCCAGGUCCCGUAUUAUCGGCUGCGCAAAUUGUGUCUAUCACGGCCAACAAACCUUCUGCAGCUUCAAAUUUUCGGACGAACAGAGAUCGCACGACCACGGUGACACUGCAUUCGCACCGCCGCCCGAAACACAGACUCCGAAUCCCAUUACUCCCGGUACAAACUCUGCACAAGAUCAGUGGCCUCGGCGAUCGGAAAGGGUUCUGCUUCAUGAGUCCCUCUCCCUAUCAGAGGUGUCAAGCAGAAGAACUGAAGUAAAACAUGACCAGGAGGCCGGUCUACUGAGUACGCAGGUCCAUCAACCGAUCUCCAAAUCGCCUAGCGCAUCAGUCCAGGGCGCUGCUGCUAUACAAUCUCAAUCCUCCUCCGUGCCGGUACUAAAAGACGUCAGUUUGGCGAGACCCACCCAGGAAACGGACAACCUCGAAAUGGAUGAUUGGGAGAUAGCGCCUGGCCGCCUCAGAUCCUCUGCCGCUGUCGCUGCGACACGGACACUCGAGGAGGCAGAACCUCCGGAGAAUAUUGCAUUUUCUAAGGCGUAUCUGACCAACCAGUCGGUGCGGGUGAGUGCCGAUGUGGCAUUCCGGGUGGAGGUGGUGAGUUCGGGCUCACCGGUUCGAUGGCAAGUCGGUAGGAAUAGGAUGCGCAUCUGCUCCGUGGCCGCGGGCAAGGUGCGAGUGCGCAUCGAGGGCGAGGAUGAGUUUUCCAUUGGCCAUCACGGCAUGUUCAAGGUCCCGUCCGGAAAGGGGUGCGUAGUGCAGAACCGGCUCUACGGGGCUGCCGUGCUGCACAUUAGUGAGUUUGCCUGCGACCAGGAAUAA
Molecule: messenger RNA, 2166 nt
Organism: Phialemonium atrogriseum
Lineage: Eukaryota; Fungi; Ascomycota; Sordariomycetes; Cephalothecales; Cephalothecaceae
Exons: 5
Coding region: 1-2166 (721 amino acids)
Source: RefSeq, a predicted model, not a curated record